CAACUUCUUUAUUUUUCCUCUCCUCGUCUCUUUUUUUUUUUUCUUUUCUCUCUCUCUCCUCACCUUCUUCCUCUCCCCCUUCUCUCUUUUUAUAUCUAUAUAUAUAUAUUGUACAACAAUGCACUCUCGUCUUGCUCGUAAUAUCACUCGCACCACUGCCUUAAAACCUACCAUGAACGCCUUGCGACUUGUGUCAAGUAGAAACUUACAUAUUCAAACACCUGCUGCUUUGUAUACUGGUAUGGAUCGUCUUGGAAAAACUAAUGGUGUACAAUAUGGAGCAUUACGUCAACAAUUCAGAACUUAUGCUGACAAGGUGGUUAAGGUUCCUCAAAUGGCAGAAUCCAUUUCUGAAGGCACUUUAAAACAAUGGGUCAAACAGGUUGGUGAUUUUGUUGCUCAAGAUGAAGAAGUGGCUACUAUUGAAACUGACAAGGUAGAUGUGACCGUGAACUCUCCUGCUUCUGGUACCAUCAUUGAAGUAUAUGCUCAAGAAGAAGAUAAUGUAUCUGUUGGUGGUGACUUUUUCAAAUUAGAACUUGGAGAUGCUCCUAAAGAAGGUUCUGCUCCUACUCCCAAGAAAGAAGAAGCUCCUAAACAAGAAGAACAAGAAGAAUCAAAACCUAAACAAGAAGAACAACCCAAGAAGGUAGAAUCAAAACCUCAAGAACAAGAAUCAAAACCUAAAAAGGAACAACCAAAACAACAACCUAUCACUGAAGAAGAACCCGUCAAGGUAUAUGGUAACCGUAAUGAAACUCGUGUCAAGAUGAACCGUAUGCGAUUACGUAUUGCUGAACGAUUGAAGCAAUCUCAAGAUACCGCUGCUUCUCUCACCACUUUCAAUGAAAUCGAUAUGUCGGGUUUGAUGCAAUUGCGCAAGGAAUACAAGGAUGCUGUUGUCAAGAAACAUGGUGUUAAGUUUGGUUUCAUGUCUGCUUUCGUCAAGGCCUCUGCUAUUGCUCUUCAAGAAAUCCCUGCUGUGAAUGCCUCUAUCGAAGGUACUGAUUUGGUGUAUCAUGAUUACGUUGAUGUGAGUGUGGCUGUCUCUACUCCCAAAGGUUUGGUGACUCCUGUACUUCGCAAUGUUGAAGAUAUGUCCUUUGUGGAUAUUGAAAAGAAUAUUGCUGCCAUGGGUAACAAGGCUCGUGAUGGUAAAAUCACUAUUGAAGAUAUGACUGGUGGUACCUUUACCAUCUCCAAUGGUGGCGUGUUUGGCUCUUUGAUGGGUACCCCUAUCUUGAACCCUCCUCAGUCCGGUAUCUUGGGUAUGCAUGCUAUCAAGGAAAGACCUGUGGUUGUUGAUGGCAAGAUUGAAAUCCGACCUAUGAUGUAUGUUGCUCUUACCUAUGAUCAUCGUAUCAUUGAUGGUCGUGAAGCUGUGACCUUCUUGGUUAGACUUAAGGAAAUGGUGGAAGACCCCCGUAGAUUAUUACUUGAUGUUUAAACAUGUCUUUUCUCCUUUCUCUCUUUUCCCCUUACCUCCUUAUUAUUUCUUUUGUUUGAUGUC
Halteromyces radiatus is the source of this 1510-nucleotide messenger RNA. Its product is annotated as dihydrolipoyllysine-residue succinyltransferase E2 component. Gene Ontology annotation, biological process: tricarboxylic acid cycle. NCBI's taxonomy places the organism in Eukaryota, Fungi, Mucoromycota, Mucoromycetes, Mucorales, Cunninghamellaceae. Gene Ontology annotation, molecular function: dihydrolipoyllysine-residue succinyltransferase activity. The transcript has 6 exons. Gene Ontology annotation, cellular component: oxoglutarate dehydrogenase complex. Bases 119 to 1447 code for a protein of 442 amino acids. The record is from RefSeq and is a predicted model, not a curated record.